Molecule: messenger RNA, 343 nt
Organism: Racocetra fulgida
Lineage: Eukaryota; Fungi; Glomeromycota; Glomeromycetes; Diversisporales; Gigasporaceae
Source: the annotation of a GenBank genome assembly
AUGUCUGUUUCGGAUCCGUCGCCAGAGUCAUUUAGUGAACAAAGCAAUGGAAAUGAAGAUAUCGAGGAGGGAUUAAAUACUGAAUUUUCAACACCUUUACAAGUUGGACAACCUGAAACUUCACCAAAUAUAUCACCUAAGGCUACAGUGCGUCCUUAUCCAUCAAAAAGAUAUGCACCACAUCUUGAAAAAUGUAUGGGUCUGGCUGGUAGAAGUUCAAGUCGGGUUGCCAAUCUAAGGUUAAGCAGCGAAGGGAAUCCUUCGUCACCGUACACUCCCGUUUACUCUGAAGACAACGCAAAUCAAAGUGAUUCUGAUGAUGAUUUAUAUGUCGAAAAAAAAC